UUUUCAUUGCGGAACUUCAGUUUCUACGAAGAUAGCUAAACACGAACAUACUCUCUUUGAAAAUCAAAUCAAUCUCUCGUUAAUUAUAAACUGUAACACUUUCAAGUUUGUUUCAAUUAUAAUUUGUGAAUAAGAAGAGAUCAAUAUUUUUUGAUUUUUUGCUGUCAUUUAUUUAGGAAGCAAAAUAAAUAGAUCACAAUGGCGCAGUUUGUAAUGACAGUAUACGAUGAAUACCGCUCUCUAAUAGACAAUAACAGUGACCCUAGAGUCAAGAAUUGGUUCAUGAUGAGUAGUCCAUUCCCUACCUUAUUUAUUUGUUUAUUUUAUGCUUAUUUCGUCAAAGUUUUAGGUCCUAAACUCAUGGAAAAUCGCAAACCUUUCGAUCUUAAAAAAAUUUUGUUAUUUUAUAAUUUCUUUCAAGUGGUAUUCUCCUCGUGGCUGUUUUAUGAGUCCUGGGUAUCAGGAUGGGGAGGUCGAUAUUCCUUCCGUUGUCAACCGGUAGAUUAUUCAAAUAAUCCAAUAGCACUUCGAAUGGUACGAGGUUGUUGGUGGUAUUAUUUCUCAAAAUUUAUUGAAUUUUUGGAUACGAUAUUUUUCGUGAUGAGAAAGAAAAACAAUCAGAUCACGACUUUACACGUAAUCCAUCAUGGAUGCAUGCCGAUAUCUGUUUGGUUUGGCGUUAAGUUCAGUCCUGGUGGCCACAGCUCCUUCUUCGGCUUCCUCAACACAUUCGUGCACAUCUGGAUGUACUCCUAUUACUUCUUGAGCGCUCUCGGACCAAAAGUGCAACGCUUCCUCUGGUGGAAGAAAUAUUUAACCACCUUGCAAAUGGUUCAAUUCAUCCUUGUGAUAUUGCACGCGUUCCAGCUUCUUUUCAUCGAAUGUGAUUAUCCGAAAAUAUUCGUCUGGUGGAUCGGCAUGCACGCAAUCAUGUUCUACUUUUUGUUCCGUAAUUUCUACAACCAAACGUACGAGAAGAAGAAAUCUUCCACUAUGGCAUUAAAGAAGGAAAUCAGAGAAUCAGAGAAAGAGAAGAAAAAUCAGAAUAGUAGUGUGAAUGAGACGAUAUACGCCAAUGAGUGCAAAAUGGCAACCGGAUACAUCUCAGACAGUGGACUUAGGAACCGUGUGUUUAUCGACAAUCGCGGUUUCCAAAAAUAAAAAAAAUUGCAAAAGUAAUUAUCUAUGCAUACAAAUGCAUACAAUUCGUAUCCAUGAUGAUAUGAUAAUCGGUCUAAGCAAUAUAAAUUUUAAAAGAGUAAGUUCUAAUUCUAAAUUCUAAAUCUAGGAUUGUAAGAAGUUGAAAUUAAAGAACUGCCAAAUUUCAUCCUUUAAGAUUAAAAGAUUUGAGACUUAGUCAAUGAAAAAAGCUCGAGGCUGUCAUGAUUGCCAUGUGAUUAAAAGAUUAUUUUGAUGACAAAGAAAUUAAUUGCUCAAACAGUUUCAAGUCCUCAUGAGUAAUCUUGAAAUUAAAAAUUAAAAAUUGUAAUUGUUUGAUGACACGGAUCAAAUGAAGACAAGAGCUCAAAUAAUUUCAAAUUGUCAUGAGUAAUUUUGAAAUUGCAAUUGUUUGAUGACAAAUAAGAUUAGUUGAUAAGAACUGAAAUAAUUUCUAAUCGAUUAUAACUAAUAUCUAGAUUUAAAGAUCUGCUUCUUCUCUCAGAAUUUGAAUUUUUACAAUAUUGUAAUCGUUUUCUUUUUUUUUUUUUUUAAGAUUUAUAAUUAAGACAUAAAAUCUAUUAUAGACCGAUUGUGAUCAAAUUUAUCGCAAUUUGAUACGAUGUCAAGGAUAUCACAUGAAUAGGACACGUUCCUUCUUUUUUGAGUUUUUCGGCUAUUUGAUUAUUACAUGAAAUACAUUCGUUUAAACAUUCGUUUUUGAAGUUUUUCGCGUGUGCUUCUAGAUGUAUGUCUUUAUAUGAGCAAGACUGUAUCAGUGAAUGUAUGAGAAUUAGAGUAAGGAAGAUAUGAGGAGGAGACGUGGCGGCAAUACACCGCUACAAACUUAAGUAUCAUUUAAUUAAUAUUACGAGAAUUGCCAAAAAAAUUUGUUUCUCCUUUUAAGUUCUUCUAUUAUGAAUCUUGUAAAUUAUGUCGAUCGCGAUGAAGUUUAAAAAUUACCUGCAACGAAACGAGUCAAAGAAAUCAAACUCAUUAACUUUUCUUCAAUUAUUUAUUAGAAAAUUUAUUAAUUAAAAAUCAAUAACAUCUUAUGUUAUAUUUUGGAAAUUUAAUUUUCUUAAUUUAAGAAUUUUUAAGAAAAUAGAGUUGAUUAAUUUGGUUCCUAAAUAACUCAAAUUACGUUACAAGCAAUUUUACUUCAAAUAUUAUGUCAAAUAUUAUGUCAAACAAUUAUAUUAUAUAUUAUAUUGAAUGGUAUAUUAAAAUUUUCCAUAUUUUCUAUCAUUUAGAAAAUUCUGAAAAAAUUUUAAUAUACUUUCGAAUAUAUAUACCCAAAAGAAAAUUAUAAAAAUUUAUGAAAUAUUUAUGAUGACGAAUCUUGGUAUGGCAUGCUAUUGAAAAGUUAAUCAUAUAUAUGAUGUAAAAUCAAUCUCAGAAAGAAUAAGUAAUUAGUAGCAAUUCGAAUACAAGAUAUUUGUGUAUUUUAAACGAAUUUUAUAUAAUAUAUAAUUUUUUAUAAUAAUAUUUCCUUUUUAAGAGAAGAUUAUCAUAAAGAAGAAACCACUAGUCGGCUUAAAAAGUCACUUUCAAAUAUUAAUGUUAAAUUUGUAUUUUAUUGUAGUGAUAAUUAUCUUUUUUUUUUUUUGUCAAGAUAAUUUUAUGUCCCGCAGUUAAUAACACAAGUUAGUUAAUUUUUACACGAUAUUUUUUCUUUGUUGAUAAUUUUCUGUGAUAAUUUUUGGUCAAUGCGCAGGUUUAUCUGUACAAUCGAUUUAGUAUACACUUAGAGGCAUAAAUGGGCGAGUGUUUAAUUUUAUUUUUUUUUAAUUUUAAAUGUCUAGAAAGAAAUUUUUCGAUCAAAAGAAACAUUAAUCUAAUUUAUGGUGUGAACUACACGCAAUAUACUAAAUAUAUUAUAAGUUUAUAUAAUACGAAUAACAAAUUGUAAAUGGAAGAUCUAUUUAUUUUAUAAAAUAAAAAUUAUACAAUUUUUAAUUAA
This is a messenger RNA of Apis cerana (Asiatic honeybee), 3121 nucleotides long. RefSeq names its product elongation of very long chain fatty acids protein AAEL008004. Gene Ontology annotation, cellular component: endoplasmic reticulum membrane. Gene Ontology annotation, biological process: fatty acid elongation, polyunsaturated fatty acid; fatty acid elongation, monounsaturated fatty acid; sphingolipid biosynthetic process. The record is from RefSeq and is a predicted model, not a curated record. Lineage: Eukaryota; Metazoa; Arthropoda; Insecta; Hymenoptera; Apidae. Gene Ontology annotation, molecular function: fatty acid elongase activity.